AUGAUUCAAGUAAACGUUUUAACACUUUACACAGUUAAAGUGGAAAAUGUUCAUUCUUCAAACCAGCUGAGCGUGGUCCUCCUGAUUCUCCUCGGCUUCACGCGCCACCAUGUCGAGGGUAUCUGCAGUGUGGAGCAUUGCAAUGACCCCACACGAUGUGUUCUGUCUGAAGGCCAAAGAAGCUGCAAAUGUACCAGUGGAUAUUAUGCUGACCAAUGUGACAAAAAUGCUAACAUCAAAGUUAUGUGUGGCAGAGACUACAUGGCAAUCAGAGCGACAGAAGAUUUCUUUAACUAUUACAACGUGCCGCUGGAGUCCUUGCACCUUCCCAACAAAUCGUGUCGUGCUCAGAGAGUGGUCAUGGACGGUGUGCCGUACUAUAUGUCCAGAAUACCUAAAGACCAAUAUCUAACCUGCGGAGGCAAGCCGCUGGAGAAAAACUUUACUCACGUCUUCUAUUCGAUGAGUCUAUUGUCGGACCCUCAGGUUAUUGGAAACAUCAUUAGAGAUCCGGUUAUUAAGAUGGACUUCACAUGCCUCGAUCCAUACCUCAGAAGAGUCAGCCUGACUUUCCCAGUCUUACCCUCUUCCAGUGAGAUGGUGAUGCGUGUAGAUGAACUUGAUGCCACGAUACAGAUGACGUUGUACACAGAUGACUCAUACUCUAACGCCUACAGCAGUGCCCCCACCAUAGAACUUGGAGACAAGGUGUAUGUGGAGGUGACGGUCACGGAGCCUGCAGAUUUUUUCCUGCUGAUGGUUAGUGGGUGUUGGGCCACACAGUCUCCUCAGCCGAACUCUACAGAGGGAUAUGUUCACACACUGCUUCGGCACGGGUGUGUGGAUGACAAGACUGUGUCCUUUUUCAAAGUGAGCGCAGAACAGUCUGGCCGGAACGGCGAAAGUUCCACCACUCGCUACAGCUUCAACAUGUUUCGCUUCUUGGUGAAACCUCACGAGCUCUAUCUGCACUGCACCGUUCAGCUGUGUGAGCCAGACGACCACAAGUCCUGCACCCCUAACUGUAAUUCGAUCAGUAAGAGAGAAGUGGUGAAAGCCGACCCCACUCUGGGCCUUCUGUCUUAUGGACCCAUCAGGAUAGAAAUGCCAGACAGAAAUCAAUCCAAUAUACUGAUGACGGUGGUGCUACCUGUAGCAGGUGUCUGGAUUGUGGGCUUCUUCUUUAUCAUCCUCAUCAUUGUGGCCAAGGCAGGCAGCAGGAGACUUCCAAAAGUGGGGGAGCAAUGACGACUCUAAACUUGAAUAAAAAUGUAAAAGGCGCCUAAUCUUUUAUUCUUGUCCUGAUACAUCAUUCCCAAUACAAGUGGAGAGAUAGGGAAACUACAUUUCCCAUCAGUACAUGAUGUUCACAAACUUGUUGAGACAUUCACAUCAGAGCAGAUGAAUCAUUAGUAAGUUGUACAAAAACAUGCCAUUACUGUUGACCACAAUAGUAAGUUCAUGUCUGGGAACAUGUGCACGGUAACUAAUACAAGCAACAGUAGGCUAUGGCUGGCUGCAAAUAAACACACAUACUUGUAUAUCCUAGGCCUUAUUUUUUUUAAACCUCUAGAAAUCCUACUCGUAUGGAAACAUAGACAAACAAGUGUGAUUAUUUAUAUUUGGGUUAGGCUGGCCACAUUUACACCAUGAUCCUUUAUCUCCAUAGACACUCAAAUAAGUUUGUCUCUCACUUGCUAACGCACACGCACGUGCAUGCGUCAUAGAAACGUAAUGACGAUGGAUCGAGGUACGGGUAUAUAAAGCUGUCACUCGUUCCAAACUUCCCUUUUGCAUCUGAGUUUGACACGAGUUGACAUACGCUGUUGCAAAAACCUGAACGCUGAAAAGCUGAACUUUUGAAAAACUUGUUUGUGGUUGAUAACUGUGGACUAUUGUCUUAUUACUGUUACUGAAAAAGUUAACUGUGAUAAUGGCUUUAAGUCAGCUGCGAGCUCCUGCCUGGGAGGAACACCUGAUUGGAGCUGCCGGUGUGUCCGACAACGACUAUGACAGUGGCUCCUCUCAGAAUCCAGCUGGACUUGCUGAAGUGCUCCCCCAGCUGAUCAGAGCCAUCAACUUCCCUCGCUAUAUCGCUGAUGAUGUGGCACCUGAGGUCGAGGUUGAGGAAGGUGAGUAUAUCCCCCCACUUUUGUAUGAUGAUGAUGAUGAUGAGGAGGAGGAUGGGAGUAUUUUUCAGUAUGAAGAUGGUGAGAUUGCUUCAUUUGCGCUCUCCUCUGAUGACGAGGAUGAGGAAGAGGAUGACGAGAUGCUGGAUGACUCCGGUUACGACAGCAUGUCAGAUGAGGAUGACGACAACGUCAGACAUCGCUUUCCUCUCAUCCAGCUGCCGAGGCUGCUAGUGUUGCCUCCGGUUUCCCCUCGUCUUCCUCCUGGUCUUCCUGCUGGUGCUCCCCUCCAACUUCACCCAUCUUAUGGGAUUCAGUUGCUGUUCCUCAGAGACUGAUUGUCAGGCACCUUCUGGUACCUGUACAGAAAUAGCAGCCUGUGGAAUAUCAGCAACUACUUGAGGAUAAAACUGAGAGGGUUCUGUCUUUGUGGUCGUGGCAGCUUCCUGCCCGCACUCUCAGACAUCACAUGAGAUGGACGCGAAACCUCAUGGAGGGAAUAGCUUGGAAGAUUUGGCUCCCUGAAUUCCUGGCCUCAGCUACUCCGCAAAAAGGAGCAGCUAAGAGAGCCGGACGCAGCUAAGUGAGAAGAGUCCGAGGAGGUUUUGGAAGUAGACCUCAGAGAGGCAGAAUGCUCCGGAGACCCAGUUCCACCAGCGCCUGGCUAAUGCUCCUCCACAAAGAGGACAAGCCUGUCGUCCUGUUCCCGCUGGUCUUCCUGCUGGUGCUCCGGUCAUUCUUCUUUUUGGGGUUUGGUUGCUGUUCCUCAGAGACUGAUUGUCAGGCACCUUCUGGUACCUGUUCAGAAAUAACAGCCUGUGGAAUAUCAGCAACCCUCAGUGUUUCACAUGAGGCUCCCACAAUUCCUGGUCUCAGCUCCUCCUCAAAGAGGAGGCAGGCCUGAGGAAGAGAGCUGCAAGUAAGCUACUACUAAGAGGAAGUCCCAUUAUCACCUUUCUAAUAAUUCAGUAAUUAUCGAACUCACUCUUUUGUUUAAUAAUUGUUUACUUUUUGCUGAACCAGAGGUAAGACAAUAACAAUUUUCUCCUGCAGUUAUUUUUAUGUAAUGAUGUAGUUCUCUGAUGUUGUAAAUGGCUAUAUCUGAUACAUGGUAAUAUUUAAAACAUCAUUAACAAACGUAUGCUGUUAUGACUAUCACCUUUUCAGUGAUGAUUUAGCUUACUGUUCUCACUAUGUUCUUUGAGUAUUUAUUUACAUACUAUAGAUAGCUGGAGCAGACUGAGGUAAGGCAAUAAUACAUUUAUUACUCACUUAUUACUCUUACUAUGUUGUACUUAGUUUUUUUUUAUUAAGGUGUUUCUGACAGAUGUAUGAUAAUAAUAACAUUAAUCUGCAAGUCUAUCUUUAAUAUUUUAGUGAUUAUUUAAUCAUACUCAUUCUGCUGUACUUUGAAAGACAUUACUAUAGUUAGCUGAACUGGACAGAGGUGAGGAAAUAAUAGUCUAAACAAAUGUCUCAUACAUGUGUGUUAUCAUUUAUUUAAGGAGUUAGUCGUUUUUUAUAACUCCUCACUCUGUUUCACUUUAUGUUUAGAAGACUAUCCGACAGAUAAAUGGUUAUUAUUAACAUUGUAAAAGCUCUCAUACAGGUCGUAUUAUCACUUAUUCAAACAUUUAUUUAUCUUACUUUGUUGUACUUUUAAAUAUUUUUUUCCUGCAGAAGAUCACCUGUUUCCUUGACGACAAGAGUCCUCUCGACCAGAUGAGAAGCGUGGCUGACAAGAAGACAAGUUGGAGAGCGACGGACAACUUUGUUUUAGGCAACACACUUGCAGAGACGACUAAAGUAGCAAAGGACAAUCCGGGGCCAUGUGUGAGUGGAUGUGGACCAGCUGAUCAUCCCAGGACUAUGUGUAGCAGCACAUCAGACCCCCUAGUGAACUACUGUCAGCAGCCUCCUGGGUCAGCCCAGACUAGCCUUCCUACACAGCCUACUGGACACUAUUUUAUGUUUUUACCGUUUGACUGGUUUGGUGUUGAAUUCAAUAAAAGAGAACAUCAGUCAUCUGA
Molecule: messenger RNA, 4159 nt
Organism: Etheostoma cragini (Arkansas darter)
Lineage: Eukaryota; Metazoa; Chordata; Actinopteri; Perciformes; Percidae
Gene: zpd
Product: zona pellucida glycoprotein d
Exons: 12
Coding region: 1-1248 (415 amino acids)
Biological process (GO): neutrophil migration
Cellular component (GO): cell surface; apical plasma membrane
Source: RefSeq, a predicted model, not a curated record